Molecule: messenger RNA, 2046 nt
Organism: Uranotaenia lowii
Lineage: Eukaryota; Metazoa; Arthropoda; Insecta; Diptera; Culicidae
Product: cytochrome P450 9e2-like
Exons: 3
Coding region: 520-2031 (503 amino acids)
Molecular function (GO): oxidoreductase activity, acting on paired donors, with incorporation or reduction of molecular oxygen; monooxygenase activity; heme binding
Source: RefSeq, a predicted model, not a curated record
AAAGUAAGCUACGUUUACUUAUCGGUAGGAAUCUUUUUUUUUCCUGGUGUAGCGAUAAGAUUAAAGGGGUAGCGCUAGAGAUAUUUAUUGAUAGCGCGACACCAAUCAAGUAGCCGGUGCAAAACUCAAACGGAAUUAAACCCCAUAGCCAACUUAUCCGGGAUCGGUUAGAGUCACAGUUGAAAAUCAAAUAAUCAUCAUCCGGAAUGACUGCGUCAUUCCGGACUACCACAAAUUCAAACAACAGUGUAUGUUGAAAAAAAAAAGUAAACAAAUUCAAUCGCGAGAAAACCCAAACUUACAAGCAUAUGUAUAUAUGAUUCCAGACAAAGUAGGCGUUGUGGGGUCUUUUCGUUUCGGAUUCUAUUUUCGGAGCACAUUCGAUAAGUGUCCGUUGUUGAAAUUUGUGGUGGUAAUUCGACUGCAAAAGUGUGCGUUUUUGUUUGUCCGUUUUUUUUUUCGUUGUGCGCCAGAAAUUUGACUGUCGAACGAGCUAUCAACUUACAGAACCUCCCGAAGAUGGUCGACGAAAUGGUGUGGCAGUUAUGCGCCUUGUUGAUCGUUCUGGGCCUGACGAUCUACUACUACGUUUCGAAAAAAUACGAAUACUUCGUGUCCAAGUCGAUUCCCUUCCUGAAGCCGACCUUUCUGCUCGGAAGCACCGGUCCAGUUAUUCUGCGGAAGCGAGGAAUCCUGGAGCACAUCCAGCUGAUGUACAACUCAUUUCCGGAUGCCCGGAUUAUGGGCGCCUUCAGCCUGAUGACGCCGCUUUACAUUCUCCGUGAUCCGGAGAUGAUCAAGAGGGUGACGACGAAGGAUUUCAACCACUUUGUGGACCGGAUGCCACUGGUACCGUGCGAAGAGAAUGAUCUCGUUGCCAGGGAGAGUCUAUUUCUGGGUAGUUUAUUCAAUUUGCUUGGCCAGAGGUGGCGUGAUAUGAGGGCAACGUUAAGCCCAAUGUUUACCGGAAGUAAGAUAAGAAAUAUGUUUGAACUGGUGGUCGAGUGUGGUCAAACGAUGGUGGAGUUUCUACAGUCUAAUACUUCGGGAGAUCUGGAAAUGAAGGACACGUUUCUACGGUUGUGCAACGAUGUGAUUGCUUCAGUGGCAUUCGGAGUUCAGAUCAAUAGCUUUCAAGAUCGGGACAACCAGUUUUUGGCCACUGGAAAGAAAAUCUUCAGUUUGGACGCAAAGAAAGAUUUCGCCAGGUUCAUGCUCAUUAGACUGAUGCCGAAUUUGAUGCACAAAUUAGGAGUUACGAUCGAAAACAGUGAUCGAGCGGAAUAUUUUAGGAAAAUUAUCAUAGAUAACAUACGUCAGCGUAAGGAACAAGGGAUAGUACGUAAUGAUAUGAUUGACACUUUAUUGGCAAUUAGCAAACAGGACGAGAAAUGGUCUGAAAACGAGCUGAUCGCACAGUGCUUCCUAUUUUUCCUAGCUGGAUUGGAUACUGUAGCAACGGCAAUGACAUUUAUGGCUUACGAACUUUGUCUCAAUCCCGAUGUUCAACACAAGCUCUAUCAGGAAGUCUUCAAAAUUGAAGAAUCUCUAACCUACGAAAAGCUACAGCAGAUGACCUACAUGGAUCAGGUAGUGUCAGAAACACUCCGAAAGUGGCCACCGGGAAACGUCCCGGAUCGAUUGUGCACGCAAAACUAUCUCUAUGACGACGGUACCGGAACAAAUUUCACUAUCGAAAGUGGUCAAAUCGUGAUGAUCCCGGUAAGUGCGAUCCACCACGAUCCCAAAUACUACCCGGACCCAGAAAAAUUCCUUCCCGAAAGGUUCAACGCCGAAAACGUUGGUUCGAUUCCGACCGGAGCAUAUCUGCCAUUCGGAAUUGGUCCCAGAAAUUGUAUCGCUUCCCGUUUCGCCCUGAUGGAAAUCAAAACCAUUUUCUAUUGGUUGCUUAAAAGUUUUAGCCUCGAACAGUCAAACAAAACUGAAAUUCCUUUGAUGCUUUCUAAAACGUCUUACUCACUGUUGGCAGAAAAUGGUGUCUGGAUGAAGCUGGAACGCCGUAAAACUUGAAAUACAUGCGGAAAA